Molecule: messenger RNA, 2040 nt
Organism: Homarus americanus (American lobster)
Lineage: Eukaryota; Metazoa; Arthropoda; Malacostraca; Decapoda; Nephropidae
Exons: 4
Coding region: 1-1527 (508 amino acids)
Source: RefSeq, a predicted model, not a curated record
AUGCUGAAUAAAGGUUCUGAGUGUAGCUUAAGAGGUGUUGAUGUUUACACUGUACCACCACCACACGUGACCUACCACAACUGGUGCUGCACCACAAGUGGCGUUGCACCACAACUGGUGCUGCACCACAACUGGUGCUGCACCACAACUGGUGCUGCACCACAACUGGUGCACCACAACUGGUGCUGCACCACAACUGGUGCUGCACCACAACUGGUGCUGCACCACAACUGGCGUUGCACCACAACUGGUGCUGCACCACAACUGGUGCUGCACCACAACUGGUGCUGCACCACAACUGGUGCUGCUGCACCACAACUGGCGCUGCACCACAACUGGUGCUGCACCACAACUGGCGCUGCACCACAACUGGUGCUGCACCACAACUGGUGCUGCACCACAACUGGUUGCACCACAACUGGCGUUGCACCACAACUGGCGUUGCACCACAACUGGUGCUGCACCACAACUGGUGCUGCACCACAACUGGUGCUGCACCACAACUGGUGCUGCACCACAACUGGUGCUGCACCACAACUGGCGCUGCACCACAACUGGUGCCGCACCACAACUGGCUCUCCAGAUUGUGAACAUAAUGGCACAAUAAAGGCAACGACCCGAGGUAAAGAACCUGUUUACCGCAGCAAGUCUCCACCAACACUUCCUCCCACACGACCUCUGCCACCCGUCCAGCCUCAGUUGCUUCACAAGGUCACCCGGGACGUCGAAGCAGAUAUAAGACCUGCAGCUUCACCCGUUGUUUUUACUCUCUCACUCUCAGGAUCAGACGCAGCAUCUGCCAGCAACAUCAUGCGUUCUUUAGUGGUGUUAAGUGUGGUGGUGGGGGUCGCCUUCGGUCAAAUAUAUCCUCGGGACACACCAGAGGUUGCAGAGGCACGUCAGCGCUUCAUCGAGGAGUACAACCGCCUGGCGAUACUGGCGGCCGAGGCACCUGACAUCCAUAUCUACCACGAGCAGCCCCGUUCUCAGCUGGUGACUGACACCCUCCCUCGCGAAAGAGUUGACACCCUCCGUGGAGUGGUAACUGAUUCUCGCCGUCAGCAGCAAGCCUUCGCCCCUCGCCCCAUCCAGCCUCCCGUCUUCAACAGCUUCUCCUACACAGUUGACCUCGGCUCGGGCAAGGAGUUCAAUCCAAGCCCCAAUACUUUCCCCACCAUCGUCGGUCACCCCACCACACACCCAAGUUCUACUCCUCAACGUGCAACUCACCGCUUCGCCCCCGUCCGUGCCCCUACCUUCGCCCCCGUCCGUGCCCCUACCUUCGCCCCCGUCCGUGCCCCUACCUUCGCCCCCGUCCGUGCCCCUACCUUUAACCUUAACCGCGCCUCUACCUAUAACCCUGACCCCGCCCCCACGCCGCGCUGGAAGGGACCACUAGCGGACACCGAGCCCGCAGGUAUACACGGCCAGGUGCAGGACACCCACGACGUAGCCACCAUGAAGGCCACCCACUUCCGUGCUGUUGCCGACGCCCUGCAGGCCCAGGGCCAUAACAUUAGAGCAUAAGUGUGGGAACUAUCUGUGGCGCCGUCACCAGGAAGGGGUGGGCUCUCAAUCACCAAAUAGGGAGACACGCGCAGUCACCAGCUGGAGAGGUGUGCACAGUCACCAGAUGGAGAGGCGUGCGCAACACCAGCUGGAGAGGCGUGUGCAGUCACCAGCUGGAGAGGCGUGCGCAGUCACCAGCUGGAGAGGCGUGCGCAGUCACCAGCUGGAGAGGCGUGCGCAGUCACCAGCUGGAGAGGCGUGCGCAGUCACCAGCUGGAGAGGCGUGCGCAGUCACCAGAUGGAGAGGCGUGCGCAGUCACCAGAUGGCGAGGCGUGCGCAGUCACCAGCUGGAGAGGCGUGCGCAGUCACCAACGGGAGAGGCGUGCGCAAUCACCAGCGGGAGAGGCGUGCGCAGUCACCAGAUGAAGACGCAUGCGCAGGCCUUUACACUAUGUAUAAGAUGACCUUGCUGCUGCUCCUGAACUAAUAAUGUAUUUUAAACGUAUAAUAUAUUCACGUGUUUUAUAUAA